AUGCAUUUCUCGCUUAAGGAAGAAAAUUACGUGGUCAUCGAAAACGGAUCGUUCAAGAUAAAAGCCAUAAAGGGCGUCAGUGACACAAAUCGAUUUCCGUCUGUGCCUGGCUAUGUCUGGUUUCGAACCUUAUUUAGUGCGAGACUAAUUCCUACUAAAGUAGGUCGUAAGAUUGAGGACCAGGAAAACCAGAAUUCUGAGGCACAAAUAGAAGUCAUUUCGAGUCCAGAUAUUUCGGAGCCAAACUCACCAAACAGUAGCACACUACCCAAAAGGAACUCCAAAGAACCAAAGUAUAUAUGCGGAGCACAACUAGAAGAAGCCAAGGAGAAAUUUGCGGACAAUUUUCAGAUUACGUACCCGAUCAAACGCGGCGUUAUACAAAAUUGGGAAGAAUUGGAAGCCUUAUGGCGACACAUUCUCUUGAAGGAACUAAAUAUUAAAAGAGCACGCAACGAAUGCCCCGUACUGGUAUCAGUUCCUAAUAGUUGGAAGAGAGAUGAUUACGAACGCAUCACACAGCUAUUCUUUGAGACCUUCAAUGCUCCUGGACUUUAUAUCGCCAAUCAAGCGCUGAUGACGAUGUACGGAUUUGGAAGUCUUACUGGUCUAGUGGUUGACAUUGGAUACGGAAAGACCGAGAUCACGCCGGUCAUUGAUUGUUCGGUCCAAUAUCAUGCAGCCCAAGUAAUACCCAUAGCUGGUCAGGAUUUUGAUGAAUAUUUUCUCUCGUUACUUUUAUCUGACAGUAAAUUUAUGGAAGAAUAUGGUGACACGCCUGAUCUUGAAUUUGCAAGAGCCAUUAAAGAAACGGACAUCUGUGAGAUUCCGGAAGAUCCUUAUCAAAUCGAUAAUGAAAAAUUGGAGAGGAUGGAGGUGGAUUAUCUUGAGAAAAAGGUUUACGAGCCUCUUUUCAACCCACAACUUAUUAAUAGACACGGAAUUCUUUCGUUGCCCGAGGCCAUCAGUUUGGCAAUAUCUUUGUGUGAAACAGAUAGACGAAAUAUACUAUGGGAGAGUAUUACUGUGACAGGUGGAUCAUCGCUUGUAAAAGGUUUUAAAGAACGUCUCGAAACCGAACUACGGUUAUAUCUAUCUGCUUCGGAAAAUUAUGGAGAUUUCCAGGUCAAAGAAGUAAAAUUUUUGAAGCUGCCUGAAUACUUUACCAACCUGAGAGAGAGACCAGAUUUGGGAGGAUUCCUCGGUUCCUCGAUCACAGCUAAACUUUCUUUUCCUGACCCUAAAGGAUUUAUCAACAAAGUUGACUAUAACGAACACGGGCCAAGCGUGAUUCAUACCAAGGGCUAUUGA
Molecule: messenger RNA, 1311 nt
Organism: Acaulospora morrowiae
Lineage: Eukaryota; Fungi; Glomeromycota; Glomeromycetes; Diversisporales; Acaulosporaceae
Source: the annotation of a GenBank genome assembly